This is a messenger RNA of Striga asiatica, 1806 nucleotides long. The record is from the annotation of a GenBank genome assembly. Lineage: Eukaryota; Viridiplantae; Streptophyta; Magnoliopsida; Lamiales; Orobanchaceae.
AUUGAAAACAUUGCUCAGAAUAGUUGAUCUCCACUACUCGAGCGUUCAGUCGCUCACAGAAAUGACGACACCCAUUCACGAAACCACAGCUCAGUAGAGCGGCCAACCAAAGCAAUAUAUUUUCCGUUGAAGCUCUUUCCUUUUUGGUUUCAGCUACAGCAAAACCAAUCACCGAUCGAUUAUUGAUCGGUGAUCGAACGUUGCGGGAUUAGGUAAUUCCUGUGUUAGGGCUUUUAAUUUUAUCAUUAGUUCCGCUUUGGUCCUGCUAUGCAUGGGAGAGAGAAAGAGGAAAGUUGGUCCAUUAGUGCUUGACUGGGAGAUACUACUUCCUCACUGCGAAAGCGAGCCUCCGCCGAUUGUGGUGAUUGAGGCGGAGGAAUCAAACCCUCAAGCGGCGGAGGUGAUGGACCAGGAGGAACAGUACGGUGACCCAAGUCUCCAUAGUUUGCCUGAUAAAGAGCUGAGGGACAGGAUUGAUAGGUUCAGAAAUAUGUUGAGUGGUGGUGGUGUAUUGUGCAAGUUGGCCGAUGGUGGUGAGAAACUGCGAGUUAGUCUGAAAAAGGCUGAAGCAGAGUUGGAGAGGAGGAACCGCCGGAAGGUUAACGACAAAUGCAAGAACGUGGCUCCAUUAGCUGACCACUCAAUCUCUAUUGGUACUACUGAUGACGUUGCAUCUCGGGGUGGUCCUCCUGUGUCAAGAUCGGAGUUUGCUUCACAUUUUUGCGGCAAGUUGGAUGCAAAAAGUCCAGCCAAGUCUUUCUCAGGAGAAUUAUCUACUCUUAAUCCUUGUAAUCCGAAAAGGGAAAAUGAGUCAUUGUUCGCUCAGAAGACAGGUUUAUCUUCAAGGGAAAAACCUUUUAAAUCUCCUAAUCAUCUUUCAGUACUGACAAAUGGCUCUUCUCAAUCAAUCCGUAAGCAAUCAGGAGGCUUCUCUUCUUGUUCCCCGCCUUUUCGGUCUAAGAAAGAUUACUCUAACUAUCAUGAGAAGAGGGAAAAUGCUACUCGUUUUCAACCUAUCCGAACCUCCAAAAGGAACAAUCGGGGAACUGUUGUUCUGGUAGAUGAGGAAGAGCUUGAGGUUGAAACAGUAAAUGAAGGGGACCCAUUGGGUCAAAGCAGUCAAGAUAGUACGAUAUACUAUCCAUCGAGGGAUGAUCCUGAAGCUGUCCAAAUUUAUUACUCAGACUUGGAAUGUCUGGCUCCUCAAACUUACGUGUCUUCAACGAUCAUGAACUUUUACAUUCGGUAAGCCGAUAGAAUGUGGUCUUUUUUACUAAUCUAAUAUUGAGUUUAAUCUUUAAUGAAGAAUGAUGUGUCCCUGCGCACAGAAAGACCAAAUGCCUCUUAUUUCCUUCUCUUUCUGCUUCUGGUUCAGUUUGUUUAGUACCUUGCUUAGUUGAGGCAUUUAUUUUUCCGUAUGUUCAUUGCAUUGUGAAAUUAUACAUUACAUACUGGCAAGCAACUAAGAACUUGUCCACUGUCACCUUCUUAAACAAAAGAACCUUAGGCUCAUACUUAAAUAGUUCACUUGUCUGUUCUGCCUAAUAUUUUGUUGGUUCUCCUAGCUUGUAUGCUACACGAGAUAAAUCAUGUCAUGUAAAGGAAAGAGGUUUGGAUUUGCAUUUGCUGGUCUGCUGUGUUAUUAAAAAGGCGCGCGGCGAGCCUAGGCGAACGAGCCUCCUAUUUGCCAUGGAGUGAAGCGUGAGGCGUGGCAAUAGCAAACAUAAUGAUUUUAUAUAUACUGAAGUUGAAAUUUGAAAAAAAAAAAAAUUCAGUCCAAACAAGAAUUCUUUCACAAAAUAAAAU